UUAGACCUCUUACACGACCAAUACACGACCAACUUUAUCUAGAGUCGCAUUGCUACGUGGGGUCUAUUCCUGUUGGUCAGAUAGCUAUCGUUCCACGAAGAAUUCUGCAGCAAAGGAUACCUCGCUUGUAACCUGAGAAGUCCAGGAGGAUCUUUACCGCUAUAAAUUACAACCGCACGGUUUUAACUGUCCAAAUGACUCGCCUUCCGGCUACUCCUGAAAGCUUGACCUCACAAAUGUCCAACGGUACCAAUGGCUUUCAUGAAGCCAUGGAGGACCUUCACAUAACAAAUGGUGAUAUUACCGAACGAUCAUCAUCAGAGGACGAGCGAAACAGGAGAAAGAGGAUGAGUCGCAAGAAUUCUAGCCCAAUGAUGCCAGCUUUUAUGGUCUCGGCACCGGGCAAGGUUAUCGUCUUUGGAGAACAUGCUGUGGUCUACGGCAAGGCCGCCAUUGCUGCUUCGAUCAAUCUCCGCUCCUAUCUUCUAGUAACGCACCUUUCUAAGUCAAAGCGUACGGUUACUAUGCAGUUCCCCGAUAUCGACUUGACCCACACGUGGAAUAUCGACGAAUUGCCGUGGAAUGAAUUUCAAAAGCCGGGAAAGAAGAAGUAUUAUUACGAUUUGGUCACAGAACUGGACGAAGAGCUUCUAGAAGCCAUGGAGCCGCAUCUGGCUAACAUUUCGCCCGGCAUGCCCGAAGCGCAGCGAAAGAUACACAAGAAUUCCGCCCGCUCGUUCCUAUACCUGUUCCUAUCACUAGGGUCGCGAAAAUCUCCGGGUUGUAUAUACACACUUCGUUCAACAAUACCUAUAGGUGCCGGUGUCGGAAGCAGUGCGUCGAUCGCUGUCUGUUUGGCUGCAGCGAUGCUGUUACAGAUCCGGACGCUGUCUGGUCCGCAUCCCGAUCAACCUCCCGACGAGGCCCGCACGCAAAUGGAGAGGAUUAACAAAUGGGCUUUCGUGGCAGAGAUGUGCAUACAUGGCAAUCCUUCUGGCGUAGACAAUACAGUCUCGACACAUGGCAAGGCCGUGGUAUACCAACGACUCGAUUACAACAAACCACCUUCUGUCACUCCAUUAUGGGAUUUCCCGGAAUUGCCGCUGCUUCUAGUGGACACAAGGGUACCCAAAUCCACGGCUGUCGAAGUAGGCAAGGUUAAGGAGCUGAAGGAUGCGCAUGGGCCUCUGGUGGGUUCGAUUAUGGACGCGGUAGACAAGAUAACCAGGAGCGCAGAGAGCCUCAUUGAGGAAGAGUACUUCGACAGCGACGAACCGGAGAGUCUACGACGCAUGGGACAGUUGAUGAAUAUUAAUCACGGUCUGCUGUCGGCCUUAGGCGUUUCGCAUCCUCGCCUCGAACGCGUACGAGAAUUAGUCGACCACGAGGGAAUGGGUUGGACAAAACUUACGGGUGCCGGCGGUGGUGGUUGUUCGAUAUCGCUGAUGAGACCGGAUGCACCGCGAGAAAAAGUUAUGAAGCUAGAACGCCAACUGGAGAACGAAGGAUACAAACAGUUCCGGACGACACUCGGCGGAGACGGAGUUGGUGUCCUGUGGCCUGCAGUAUUGAAAAACGGCCUGGACGAGGAUGAGGAAGGUGGAAUGGAAAUCGACCUCGACAAAUUCCUAAAUGCUCCGGGUAACGACGGUGUAGAGAAGCUUGUCGGUGUAUCUGGUGGUUUAGAUGGCGCUGAGAGAGAGGGCUGGAAGUUUUGGAGAGUCGAAAGCUAAGCAAUUUGCGGCUUGCGGGAUUUCGGAUGAGACGUGUGUAAGCCGGAAUUGGCGCACAAGCCCGCUAGGGCUAGUGAUCAAGUCGUGUCAUAUCAGGUUUCGGAGCUUCCAUUACAGCUUCUGUCUAGUGGUUGUUUGGUUGGGUAUUAGCUAUAGAAUAUCCAUAGGCCAAAAAAGUAAUGGGUUCCAAGAUUCGAUCAAGGUUAAACAAGGUUCGAUCAUAGCCUUGACUUUGAAUUCGAAUUAGAGUUAAAUUCAAAGUUAAUAAAGAAUCAAGAUAGAAAUAAUCGAUAUUUAAUCACGUUAACCGCACCUGCUUGGCCCGUAUAGGGGAAGGAGGAAAUGCAUUCAAUGUUGGUUUAGG
This is a messenger RNA of Annulohypoxylon truncatum, 2097 nucleotides long. RefSeq names its product mevalonate kinase. NCBI's taxonomy places the organism in Eukaryota, Fungi, Ascomycota, Sordariomycetes, Xylariales, Hypoxylaceae. Gene Ontology annotation, biological process: isoprenoid biosynthetic process; ergosterol biosynthetic process. Gene Ontology annotation, cellular component: cytoplasm. Gene Ontology annotation, molecular function: mevalonate kinase activity; ATP binding. The transcript is spliced from 2 exons. Bases 195 to 1733 code for a protein of 512 amino acids. The record is from RefSeq and is a predicted model, not a curated record.